This is a messenger RNA of Glarea lozoyensis ATCC 20868, 3678 nucleotides long. RefSeq names its product Ankyrin repeat-containing protein. The transcript is spliced from 5 exons. NCBI's taxonomy places the organism in Eukaryota, Fungi, Ascomycota, Leotiomycetes, Helotiales, Helotiaceae. Gene Ontology annotation, molecular function: protein binding. The record is from RefSeq and is a predicted model, not a curated record. The coding region runs from base 1 to 3678 and encodes 1225 amino acids.
AUGUGGCUUGCAGCAGAAAUUCUUUUAGAAGUUUUUAGCUUGCUGUCCCGUCAUGAAUUAAAGAUCAUUCGACUAGUUUCCCAUGCUUGGAAGAACUCUGCCCAAGUUCUCCUUUUCGAAAACGUCAAUCUGAAACUGACUCGUGAAAGUUUCAAACGCCUUCAAAAUAUUGCACAUCACGAGGAACUCAGCAAAUAUGUGAGGAAGAUUACCUACGACGCCAAGUUGCUCAUCUCUGGAGACCUUGAUGAGUUUCUUCGUACCGUAACCUUUGUCUCUUGGAUUCGAGUUAAAGCCACGGCUCAUGUAGGCUUUUCACAUGAAAAGCAACACGAAUACUUUUCUCAAACUACUCAGGCUAAAUUAGAAACACGUUAUCACAAUUAUCGUCGAUAUGUAAAGAGCCAAGAAUAUCUUUGUCGAAAUGGUAACGCCAACGAGAGAACGAUAUUAGCAGAUGUUUGUUCAAAGCUACCAAGACUUGUAAAUAUAUUCUACAAUAUGAACAAUGAAAUUGACGACGGAGUCUUGGACAAACCUCUCUUUGCCUCUGGUGCGUCAUUUUGGAUUCUACUACAGACAGCGUGUCUAUCAAGACAUACACAGCCACUCAGGACCAUUUCCGGGCGGUUCAAUUCUUACGGCAUGACUGACAAUCAUUGGUUUGUUCAUUGCAGAGAUUGGGACGCUCUCAAAGAAUGGAACAAAGCUUGCGGAUCAUUUAGUGACCCCUCUAAUGCAAUAUCGGCACUUCAUAACCUUACCCUGGAGUUCGAGUACGGGCGCCCGAACUCAGCACCAGAGGAUGUAUCGCAGGUUGCAGGCUUGAUUAGUCGUGCAAAGUCUCUGAGAUUGCUACACCUUUCCUUCGGACGGACUAUCGAGGGCUAUCAGUCAUCCAGUAUCAUCGUUCACCUAUCCAGAGUCAUCGACGAUUGCAUGUAUUGGGAACACCUUGAGAUGCUUUCACUACAAGCAAUAGCUACGAGCGAAAAGUCUUUGAAGAGCCUUUUGAAGAGGCAAUCUUCCUCGCUUCGCCGCUUAGAAUUAUCGUGGAUAAUACUCGAGGAUUCAGCCGACUCUGCUGACGAUAAGAAAUGCUCCUGGAUCAGUGUCAUAGAAUUUUUACAUAAUGAAUUGUCGCUGGAAAACAUAAAGUUUGAUGGUCAUCUGAAGGCAGGAAUUAUAGACACAGAGUUUCCUUGGAGCGAAGAUUGGCGUACUCAAAGUGAGGCCCAGGCUAUCAACGAGAAGUCGUUUCCAGGGCUCUCUACGAGGCUCUACUAUUCUGAAGAUUGUUUAAAAUAUCGCAUCGAGCGCUUCGUCACUCAUCGCGGUCCAAGCCCCUUUCAAAAGAAUCCGGGUCCACGAAUGGAAUACGGACGCUAUGAUAUACCUGUGGUAGAGCAGGGUCGACUUAGGUAUCCUACGUGGGUUGCUCAUUUCAUUGAUGAGGACAUUUCGUGGAGUUGGCGGGGAACUUUCUUAUUGAACUCAUGGCGCAAAAUGACUCCUGAACCCGGUCGAGAUAGUCUCGGUGAGUUCAGAGGUCGCAGGAAUGCUAUAAUACCUCUGCUAGGCUGUCGAAGUGGUUUCACCAACGCAUAUACACAGGACGUCCUUCACGUACUAAGGUGGGCAAUUCGCUCCAAAUGUCCUGAGUUUGUUGAAGACCUGUGGAAAGAUCCAAGAAUUUUGGUCAAUAGAAAGCUUGAUGUUGACGGGACCAGGCCACUAUUUUGGGCGCUAGAUGAACAUUUCGAUGAGGAGACCUUUCAAUGUCUGCUUGAUUGGCCUAAAGUAGAUGUCAACUUACAAGACGCGGAGAGAAACACGCCACUCUCAUUGGCUAGCCAGGAAGGAAACGCUAGAGCAGUCGAGUUGCUAUUGAAAAACGGCGCGCUGACGGAGUUGGAAGGUCAAUACGGAAAAGGACCCCUUAUGCAAGCUGUAGUGCACAAUAAACAAGACGUGGCGAGACGGCUAUUGCAAGCGGGCGCAUCCAUUGAUCGUGACACUUGCGAAGGCCAUGAUGGAGCUAUUCACGUCGCGAUAAAAACGGAUCAGAAUUUGGUAAAAUUGUUGCUGGAGUACAAAUUGAAUAUUGAGUGCAAAGGUGACAGUGGCAAUACACCACUCAUCGUAGCAACGAAAGAAGAUGAUCUUCAAACAGUCGAACUUUUGCUUACUCGAGGUGUCAGCACCGAGGUUUCAAACGACGCUUGUGAGACUCCUUUUCAAGUAGCAGUCCAAAACGGGAACGUGAAAAUUGCUCUAGUGUUACUCAAGCAUAAUGCAAGUACAGAUAAGUGGAGUGAUAGUCGAGACACGCCUCUUCGAUAUGCACUUCGAUGUGGGCAUGAGACGUUGGCCAAAGUUUUGCUGCUACAAAUAAACGCUGACUCAAAGUUGCAAAAUCGAUUGUGGACUGAAAACGAUCUGCACCUUGCAGUUACGUCUGGUCUCGAGGAUGUUGUUAAGCUCUUGUUACAGCCGCCAUUAAGAGACAAAUUGGAUCUGGAGUUGAAAAAUGUAAAUGGCGAGACAGCUCUGAUGCUGGCAAUGCACUCUUUGAAUGAACCCAUAAUCUACUCGUUGAUCGCAGCAGGUGCAGAUACUCAUGUUUGUGAUCGAAGCGGCAAAACGGCGAUAGAGUUAGCUAUACUGCAUGAACGGCAUGAACUAGCGAAGAGUUUGCAGCUUUUCGGCAAUCAAAACAAACAAGUCGAUCAAUUAGGCGAUCCGCAUCUUAUUAUAGCGCUUAAAUUGCACAGGGACAAGAAAAUGCCAACUUCUAAAUGGCUGAAGCUUGUGGAAGAUGUGCUGAAAGCUGGAACUGAUGUUAAUCGACUUGGGGGGCGAGAUAUAUCCGCUCUCCACGUGGCUGUUCAACGCAGGGACAUAGCGUUGAUUCAACUGCUUCUGUCUCGUGGAGCGGAGGUAGAUACUAUAGACGCGAACGAGUGUACACCACUACUAGACGCUGUUCAAAAUGGCUCGGGUGGAAAGGAGCUGGAAGAAGUUCUACUGAAAAAAGAUGCCAAAGUCAACGUGGAAGGUGGCAAAUAUGGUUACCCGCUUCAAGCAGCAGCAGCGGCUUGGAGCGGAGAAGAGGUGGUUGAGAUGCUGUUGUCAGCGGGAGCCAAUGUCAACGCGUAUGGAGGGUUACAUGAAACGGCAGUGCACGCGGCUGUAAUUUGUGGCCGUAUCAAGGUGCUGAGAUUACUGCUCGAGGAUAGAAGCUCUACCGCUGACCUCGAAUUGAAAGACGAUCACAACCGAACGGUCCUUCAAUCGGCCAUAGCUAGCGGCGACAAGGCAGUAAUUGACAUGGUAUUAAAGCAUGGAGCAAAUAUCGAGGCGUUGGAUAUGGAGGGAAGAACACCACUUUUGGCAGCUGUGAAUAAUGAGGAUGAAGAACUAGUUGAGCUCCUUUUGCGAUAUGAAGCCUCAACGAGAGCGAAAGAUACGAAGGGGCGGACUCCAUUUUUGAUCGCAAUCGAGAAGGAUCUCGAGUCAAUUGCAGAGCUAUUGAUGUCUACCUCGGACGUGAAUGUACAAGGUGGAGUGUAUGGGUCGGCGCUGCGAGCGGUAAUGUAUAAGGGCAAUAGACGGGUGGUCAGAAAGCUGAUGGAUGCUGGUGCGAAAGUAGACGCGGCUGUCGAAGAAAUCGACUGA